AUGGCUAACCUCCAUCUACGCUUGCUGGCAGCUUGGGCGUGGAGUAUAGGCGGGACGGUCAAGCUGUCACCCGAGCACCCCCUCGCUACACUCGACUACGGUACUGAAGUUGCUGGGUUUCCUUUCUUCGAAGUUGCGGGAAACACUUCAGCACAGAUUGAAGUCAAGUACUCGGAGUCGUACCCGCCCCUUCACGAUGUCAAUGCCGACGGACCAUGGACUUUUUCAAACGGCCUAGCGAAUACGUGGCGCGUCGAGACUUUCAACAUUACGGGCGGAGGUCAUGUGCAAAGCUUCUUUGUGCAAGGAGGGCAGCGAUUCCAGUCGAUCCCAACGAGCGAGCAUACGGACGUGGAUGAGCUAAAGGGCUACCUGGACAUGCAUGACUAUACCUAUAACAACAUCUUCGGUCUUGGUGGACGCGUGGUCCAGGUUGCUUGUGUGGAUGCCGGCAAUGCCCCUUCGACUUGGGAGCUGACAAAUGAGGGAGCUCUCAUUCGUGGCCAGGCCACCGCACAAUCUUCCAGUGGCGCUCUAAUGGGCGCGGCAAACUAUACAUUAGAGUUUGACACGAAAAUCGUAAGAGGAGGAACCGGUUGGCGCGUAGCCAGCGCGAUACAGCCACUCGGACCGUAUUUUGUCCUUACCUCAAACUACCCGGAGGGGAGCACGUUCCUCAACACCAACAAGACACUCCUGCCACCGAAUACCCUGAUCUUCAACAGUGACUGGAACUUGGCAAAUCAGUCCACCUUGACUACACCCGCGAACCAGUACUACCCUCUAAACGUCUCGGUAGAGGAGAACAAGUGGUAUCACGUCGUCACGGCUAUCCAGGAGAAUGGCUACAAUAUCAAGGCACACAGGGGAUUUGGUGGCUACCAGGAUCAAGUCGCUGUUUUCUCGAACGUAUCAGUCGUUGCGUCCAACAAGACUCGCAUCUACAGCAAUGACAUGAAGUCGGAAGCUGUAUUGGCCGAGUAUGCUGUAGCACCGUUGGCUGACUCCGUCUGUCUGGACGGCGCAAAGCGUGACCGCCUCCUUUGGAUUGGAGACUUUUAUCACACAGUCCGUGUGUUGGCCCUGUCCAGUGCCCGCUGGGACUACAUUACUGGCUCGAUUGAUAUUGCUUUCAGCUAUCAAUCUAAAUCCGGUCCAUUUGCCGGCUUUGUUCCUAUUUCUGCACGACUGGGUACCAGACCAGAAUAUGUAGAGGCGGACCCGGCUGGACCCGGCUUGGUCGACUACCAGGAUCUUUUCCUUGCGGCCAUUGGCGAAUACUACCGGUACACGGGCGACUUCGAGGGCCUGAAAAAGCACUGGGAGAGCAUCAAGAUGCUCGUAAAAGCUAGAGUCGCAUACGUCAACCCAGAUACCGGCCUCGUUGGUGGGAGCCCAGAAGUCCCCAAUCCGGCGUCCUUUCUUGGCCCUGGAAACGGCAGCGCAGUUACAGGAUUGAUGUCCUUCACUCUCCAGCUCAUCGAGCCUCUCGCGCGAGCUGCGCAAGACAUGGAAAUUGCAUCUUUAUGCAACGCCACUGCAAUUAAGCUUCAGGACGGGCUGAACAAGCAUCUCUGGAACCCUGAACUUGGCACCUACUCCCUGUCGGUCGAGUCGCCCGGAAAUUACUCGCUGACCGGCAUCGCGUGGGCCAUCCUCUCCGGGGCAGCAAACGAAACACAGGCUAAAUCGUCGAUCGCUAAGCUCGAAGGUUUGCGCUUCGGCCCCGGCUACAAAACAAUAUCAUCUGAUGAAGAAACACCUGAUUACGAACUCGCACCCAACCCAUCGGGCUUCCUCCUCGAAGCCCUAUUCGACGCCUACCACAAGUACGACGCCGACAGCAAGGGCGCCGUGUCUCAUCUUCUCGAUGACCUGUGGGGCAGCAUGGUCAACAAUAAUUCGUACUACAGCGGUGCAAGCUGGGAGUACGUCAAGCCUGACGGUACACCUGGCAUCGACGCAUUUACAAGUCUAGCGCACCCCUGGGGUGCUGCGCCGACAUAUGUGCUGCCGGAGUACUUGCUUGGUGUCAGAACAAAGACGGCUGGGUACAAGACCUUUUACGUGCAGCCAGCCCUAGGCUAUCUGGAUUUGAAGAAUGUCUCUGGAAGAGUCCCCACGCCAUACGGUGCCAUCAAUGUGACUUGGGCCAUCAAUGCCAACGAGGCCCAGAUGCAGUUUGACGUUCCCACGGGAACGAGUGGUGAGAUGAUGGUGCCGAGGGGGUGGAAGGUCGCUGGAAAGCAGGGUGCGAAUGCUACAAUUGAGCUGCUGUCGGGGCAUGUGCAGGUAACCUUGCAUUCUUCGUAA
Molecule: messenger RNA, 2313 nt
Organism: Exserohilum turcica Et28A
Lineage: Eukaryota; Fungi; Ascomycota; Dothideomycetes; Pleosporales; Pleosporaceae
Product: glycoside hydrolase family 78 protein
Exons: 4
Coding region: 1-2313 (770 amino acids)
Biological process (GO): carbohydrate metabolic process
Source: RefSeq, a predicted model, not a curated record